UCGACGUACCUUUCAUGCACGCCUAGAAGAGUCUCUCUCUCUCUCUCUCGCGCGCGCGCUUGCACGAACACCGUACACACACCCCUUAUCCGCCAUGAAGGUCCCGCUCUCGGAGCAUCACGGCGAUAGGAACGCGCCGCAGCACAGCGCAGGUGUCAACUUAAGGAGGGCGGCGAUGAUCUUUCCAGCCGUGAUUCUUCUUGCCGUGAUCUCUCUGUGGCUCCUCGUCGUGAGCUCGCUAGUCCAGCCUCAAGAUUAUCCUCCGGCAUGGUUGAUGGAGGACAAGAAUGGCGGCCCCGAGAACCCGGUAUUGGGGGCGGCAGUGGCAGCAGCGGCAGUGCCAGUGGCGAGGGAGAAGAAAUGCGACGUGUUCGUGGGGAAAUGGGUGUACCGCCCGGAUGCGCCGACAUACUACAACAACGAGACUUGCUAUGCGAUAAGCGACCAGCAGAACUGCAUGAAGUUCGGGAGGCCCGACACGGAGUUCCUGAAGUGGCGGUGGGAGCCGGAGGGGUGCGAGCUCCCACCGUUCGAUGCUGCCGAGUUCGCGGAGAUGGCGCGAGGGAAGUCAAUCGCCUUCGUCGGCGACUCUCUGGGGAGGAACCACAUGCAGUCCUUGUCGUGCCUCUUGUCCAGCUCUUCAAGAGCAGGAAGCAAGCUUCAACUUGGACGCGAAGGAAAAGUAGCCCACAAUUAUUGACUCCUUAGCCAAGAAGAAAAGUUCAACUUCAGCUCUUGCACGUUGAAGUCAAUGGCGGUGGAGAUCAGGCGGUGAAUUCCAGGCGGUGGAAGAUGUCUAUAAAUAUGACAGUACGUGAAGCAUUUGAACUCAGGCCAAAAGGCCUCAAGGUGAAGGAGCAGGCCGAAAGGCCUCGAAGGGAGGCUUAACAGCCUCAAGCCACCGCAGGCAGAGCAGGGAGGCUUAGAGCCUCAGGUCAACAGGCCAGGGAGAGAGCCUCACGCCACACGCAGGCGGAGAACUUCAGGCCAGCAAGGAAGCCACGCGUAUGAGAGCUUCAGGGAAAGCCUCCAGCAGUGAGAGCUUCGGAAUAGGAAGUCACCAGGUGCAACGGUGAACUUCAAGAGAGAGGCACUGCAGCCUCAGUAGCUCUGUGUGAACGAGUUAUCCCUCCGUGAUCGAGAAGGGAAGAAAAUAGAAUAGCUGAGUGUAUGCUUGUAUUAAUUAGUUGAGUGUGUUAUUGUAUCAGCUAGUUUGAUCUGAGUAUUUUAAUGCUUCCGCAUAUUUUAUAAA
Eucalyptus grandis is the source of this 1252-nucleotide messenger RNA. RefSeq names its product protein trichome birefringence-like 19. The coding region runs from base 95 to 700 and encodes 201 amino acids. Lineage: Eukaryota; Viridiplantae; Streptophyta; Magnoliopsida; Myrtales; Myrtaceae. Gene Ontology annotation, molecular function: O-acetyltransferase activity. Gene Ontology annotation, cellular component: Golgi apparatus. The record is from RefSeq and is a predicted model, not a curated record. The transcript has 2 exons.